AAAAAAGCGAUUGAUUCCUUCGACUUGGCCCAUCCCCCGUGGCUUGUUCCACAUAGCCUGAGCACGCUGUGCACACCAAACCUAACCCGUUCUUCAAAGGGUUUCUGCCACCGCCAUUUCCUUCCUUGAACCCCCUCACAAACCACUCGAUGCAUGCGUAAUGUUCAAAAACAUAUUCAACGCGCCAGACUCCCUCCGAAAUGCAUUUCUCGGACAAGAUGAACUGCGUGCCAAGAGCCAGCAAGGAUUACAGGCUGUCAAAUCUGGCGUCGAAAGCUUGCGAACGGUCCUCGCAAAACACCCUGUAGAAUCCAACAGCACCAGCACCAGCACUAGCACUAGCACUAGCAGCGGUGACGGGCAAGAUCACACCCAAAGCAGAUCAGGGCCCGCAUCGAAUCCUUCGACCGCAUUUUUUUCAUCCUCCUCAACGUCAACAUUCAUUCCAGGAACAGGCGUAGGUAGGGGAGGAGAAGGAGGAGGGAGCACAGGCAGGCCAGUUAUGACAAGCCGAGACCGCUCAGGAUCCUGGUCCUUCCUUCCACCAUCACUCAUCUCCGGACGACAUUUCCAGAACAACAGCAGUAGUAGCUCUUUAUCCUCCAUACCGGGACAACAACGCCCGGGAUCAAUCAAAGAGGUCGCAGGGUCGUUCACGGAUUCUGUCACGGAGUCGAUCAAGAAUCUCGGCACAGGUUUAAAGCUAGGUCAGAUUGCGGAGGGAUUGGGAUUGAAUGGCUCAGGACCAGGACCGAUGCCGUCGUUGUCAAGGAGAGGGACAGGAGAUCUGCAACAGCUCCAACAGGGUCCAUAUUUGAACAGCACCGGUGGUCAGGCGAGCAGGAGUCGUGUGUGGACAUGGAAUGGUCAGAAUAUGGAUAAUGAUAAUUCGGAAGGAGCCGGGAGUGACGCGGACUCGGUUCUGAGGAGAAGCGAUGGAGGAGGCGGUCUGAAGGCGGGUGCAAAGACAAAAGAAGCUGCCAAGGAGACCGAAGCGCUGUUGGCAAAAGUUCGGGAGCAGCAGGACCAGGCGAUGGAACGAGCCAAGCGGAUGCCAGAAGUCGAGAAGAUGGCGCAACGAUACCAGGAUUCGUGGACAGAAAUCCACAGCCAUACCACGCACAACUCGGAAAAAGCAGACAAUGCGGACGAAAUCCUGGAGAAAGUACUGGAGCUCUGUAUGAGACAUGUGAAUGCCUCUGUUCAGUUGGCAGAGGGUGCCAAGGAUCUGAAGCACUUGGACAAGAGUCUCGACGAUAUGAUGGCUAUGUCAGAAAACAUCCAGAAAAAACUGACCGGAUUGGAAAGCGCAAUUGUAAAACUGGAAGAAGAAGCAGACGCCCUGUCGCUGGCUGACUGGAAGAAAUCCAAGACUACCGAAUUAGACAAAUACAUGGAGAUGAAAAGGAAUGAGUUGUGGGAUAAGGCAGAGCUAUUGUCUGUCAGAUCCGAGCAGUUUCAAAAGGAAGAGGCUAAACGGAAACUGCGACUCUACCAGAACCGGUUCGAGACGGACAUGGCACAGUUCCGGAAAACACAGGAGGAACGCGAGCAGGAGCUGUGGAAGAUUGCAGAAGCCCAGGCAGAGGCAGAAGCAGCAGGCCAUAGCAAUAGUCGUGCUGGUCGUACAGGGUUAUUGAGCGCUAUUGGUGGGCUAUCCGUAUUACAAUCGACAGCAAUGGACUAUAGUGGAGCGAGGGCAAGCAUGGACACCAGUGGGCUAGGUCUUCCAGCAGAGGCGCUCGCUGCACAUGAUGAUGAGGAGCUCAGGGAGAAGGAAGACUUGAAUCGCUUCCUUGGUCCGGCCACUGAGAGUGACUCGAAAGAGGAUGAAGCCGACAGCGACGCUGAAGACCAUUCGUCUCGUCGCUCAAGCCAUGAUAUCAAAGAAUGUUGUUCUCGUCUUUCGAUCUAGAGCACAUAAUAAACAAGAGGAGGGACUGAAGAACGGCAGAUCAUACGCAUUUGUUGGAUUCGCUUUUUAUUUUCAAAAUACAGGUAGUUACAUAUCAUCAUCGCCGUCAUGAUGCAAAGUGACAGAACUAAAGUUAGCAAACAAG
Molecule: messenger RNA, 2060 nt
Organism: Gamsiella multidivaricata
Lineage: Eukaryota; Fungi; Mortierellomycota; Mortierellomycetes; Mortierellales; Mortierellaceae
Exons: 9
Coding region: 161-1915 (584 amino acids)
Source: RefSeq, a predicted model, not a curated record